AUGCGGGAGGCAGUGGGUGACGAUGUAAUGAUCUCGAAAGAGACGAUCGAUUGGGUCAACGAGUGCACAGGCACAUUUCUACAGCUGAUUGGACAGGAGGCCAAUACAGUUGCAGAAAAAGCAGCAAAGAAGGAAAAUUACCGCAUCUCACACGAGCACGUGAUUACUGCGCUCGAGAAUCUUGGAAUGCAGUACUAUGCUGAUGAAAUCAAAGCUCUUCAAGGUUCCAUGGCGCUAGAAACACAGAAAAAGAAAGAGCGAACAGCCUCGCGGAAAACGGCAAUACAAACUACCUCGCGCGACGAGUUGUUGGCUGAGCAGACGGCAUUGUUUAAACAAGCAUCGUUGAAAGCGACAAAGGAGGGGUGGUAA
Molecule: messenger RNA, 372 nt
Organism: Peronospora farinosa
Lineage: Eukaryota; Oomycota; Peronosporomycetes; Peronosporales; Peronosporaceae
Source: the annotation of a GenBank genome assembly